AUGUUCAGAUACGCCUUGUUCUUCCUGGCGUCCAUUCUUCUUACAAUCUCCUACGCUAUUCACGAGCCUAAACAACAUUUUCUGUACCCUCCCCCUAACGGAGACAUUCCCCAAAUGCUGUCAGAAGGCGGGUGGUACGGUGAUUUUGGCGUAACCUGGUUUCCCCGAUCUGAAUUCGGUGGUAGCACAGGCGGCAUUGUACAUGGCUGGCCAGCUAAAGGUGGUUUUUACUCCCGUCUCUGCUCCGUAGCGGAGCUUGAGUUCUUGGGCCUUGACCGAUUCGAGCCGUCCGACAAACCAGAUGACCCUGAGAAUGAGGAAGCUCACUGCGCCAAAAUGCGUCAGUUAGGAGCAAAUUGGUUUCGUGACCCUGACCAUAAACUACGCUUUGGACGGAAGUAUCGAAACAAAGAACCAGAUGCACCACUUUUAUUUGUCGGUUGGCCUACUAGUGGUGGUGUUUGGACCCUUGAUACCAACUUCUCACAAUGUGCACGGAAGGGAUUGGCGAGAAUUGACAACGCAUUCACAAUGGAAGAACGCUGCAAGGUGAUUGAGAAACUCGGGGGGACAUUCUAUGCCGAUCCAAAGGAUUGUCCUCAUCUAGACCUUGAUGGUUCUCAAGAGGGAGAAAAUAUUAAAAGCUACUAG
Fusarium venenatum is the source of this 651-nucleotide messenger RNA. RefSeq lists its product as uncharacterized. The record is from RefSeq and is a predicted model, not a curated record. NCBI's taxonomy places the organism in Eukaryota, Fungi, Ascomycota, Sordariomycetes, Hypocreales, Nectriaceae.